Messenger RNA from Pseudocercospora fijiensis CIRAD86, 186 nucleotides. RefSeq lists its product as uncharacterized. The record is from RefSeq and is a predicted model, not a curated record. Lineage: Eukaryota; Fungi; Ascomycota; Dothideomycetes; Mycosphaerellales; Mycosphaerellaceae. Gene Ontology annotation, biological process: proton motive force-driven ATP synthesis. The annotation marks the transcript as partial. The transcript is spliced from 2 exons.
AUGGUCGUCUACUACCAGGUCAUGGGCCAGAAGGUCGGCUCGCACGUGCUCGCCAUGGCCACUCUUGGGACGUUGUUCACUGGUACUUGGGCCAUGAUGGGCGGCUCUAAGAAGGAACAAGCAAAGCAAGGCCCCCCGAUCAAUGCCAGCAGUAAGGAUGAGGAGAACUUCAUACAGUAUGUCAGA